Molecule: messenger RNA, 1797 nt
Organism: Rodentolepis nana
Lineage: Eukaryota; Metazoa; Platyhelminthes; Cestoda; Cyclophyllidea; Hymenolepididae
Source: the annotation of a GenBank genome assembly
AUGCAGUCGGAUCUUAAAGCAAAGGUUGAUGAAUGGCUUGCGUGGGAUAAGAAUGACAAUACUCGCAAAGAAAUCGAAGCGAUGGCUUCUUCUCCUUCUCGUUUUGAAGAACUGAAAAAACUUAUGAUGAAUAGGAUGGAAUUUGGAACGGCUGGUCUCCGAUCAAGAAUGGGUCCUGGUUAUUCACAAAUGAAUGAUCUCACAAUUGUGCAAACUGCGCAGGGGUUAUUGAAGUACUUGGAGGAGAAACACCCCACAUUGAAACCUCGUGGCAUCAUUGUUGGUUAUGACGGCCGACAUAAUAGCAAAACAUGGGCUUGUAUUACCGCAAAUAUUUUUGUUCGCUCCGGGUGGAAGGUCUACUUGUUCCGUAACGUCAAUCCCACUCCCUACCUUGCCUACGGUGUUCGCCACUUCAAGACGGCAUGUGGUGUUAUGGUUACUGCUUCACAUAACCCUAAGGACGACAACGGCUAUAAGGUCUACUGGGAAAAUGGUGCGCAGAUCCUCUCUCCCCAUGAUAAGGGUAUUGCCACCUCGAUAUCCAAUAGCCUCGAACCCCGCCCUACUUCUUGGGAGUAUCAUGAUGUUAUGAACCAUCCACAAUGUCUCAAUCCCAUGCCUGAAUUAGAAGAUACUUACUUAAAGAUCCAAAAGGAAAACCUUUGUUUCACUGAAGAAGAAAACAAGAAAUCUGAUGUGAAAAUUGUUUACACUGCCAUGCACGGCGUUGGAUAUCCCGCUGCGAAGAAAAUUUUUGAGACUUUUGGAUUCAAGCAUAUGACUCCUGUUGAAGAGCAGAUCCUUCCUGAUCCCGAGUUCCCAACUGUCAAAUUCCCGAAUCCCGAAGAAGGUCGCUCGGCGUUGAAUCUUGCUAUGUCAACUGCUGAUAAAAAUGGCGCUAAAAUCAUCUGUGCUAAUGAUCCUGAUGCUGACCGUAUGGCUGUUGCUGAAAAAUUGCCUAACGGUACUUGGAAGAUUCUUAAUGGAAACGAACUUGCUACGGUCCUCGGAUGGUGGAUCUGGAUUAACUGGCGCAAACGCAAUCCUACUGCUGAUUUGUCCAAAGUCUACAUGCUGUCUAGCACCGUAUCUUCGAAAAUUCUCAGGGCUAUUGCGAAAAAGGAGGGCUUUAACUUCGAAGAGACGCUUACCGGUUUCAAAUGGAUUGCCAACAAAGCCUACGAUAUCAUGCAAGAAGGUGGAGAGGUUAUUUUCUGCUUCGAAGAAGCCAUUGGUUUCAUGUGCGGAACCACCGUCCUCGACAAAGAUGGUAUUGGUACAUUCGCCGCUGUCUGUGAAAUGGUAUCCCAUCUCUAUAGCAACAACAUCUCUCUUGUCCAACAAUUGGAAAAUGUCUUUGAAAUAUAUGGAAAACACGUAUCAAAUAAUAGCUACUACUUUUGCUAUGAGUCUCCAAAGAUAGUUAAGAUGUUUGAGCGUUUGCGUCAUAUGCCUGAAAUCGGUGGCUACCCUCAAACACUCGGUAGAUUCAAGAUUACCGGUCUUCGUGAUUUGACUGUUGGCUAUGAUUCCAAUUACUCUGAUAAAAAGGCCCGUCUCCCUGUUAGUGCCUCGAGCCAAAUGAUUACAUUUAGCUUCGAUAACGAUGUCGUUCUAACUAUCCGUACUAGUGGCACUGAACCAAAAAUCAAGUACUACUCCGAAUUAUGCGGCAAACCCAAUGACAAGCGCUUAAUGUCUGAGCUGGAUUCUGAAUUGGCUGAGCUUAUUGGCUUGAUGGUCGAGGAGUUUUACCAACCUGAUGUGAACGGUUUCACCGCCAGGUCAGACUAA